GCACUCCCUUCUCGUCGUCAACCUUUAUCUGCAACCCGGAGUUGGCAUGUGCCAACUGGAUCGUGGCGGGAGACUGGAACUUCCCCUCCCACGAGCUGGAGGCGACCAUCUCCACCGGCAACUGCCUUGACUACGCCCUCGCUUCAGUCCGUAUCGCCUUCUUGCUUCAGUGUUCUGUCAACUGGAGUGCCUUUACAGGGUCCCUUCGAGACCCCACGGAUGGGCCAACGGUGGGAUUGGGGGCCGACUCGCCCGGGGACGCCCAUCUCCCCUUCCCCAUUCCCGGCCUCCCGUGGAAUGGGAAAGAGGCCGCGUGGUGGCAGAAGCUGCAAAGCUUGGGCAUUGGAGAGGGGGGGCAUCUGACCCCCUCCCCGGUUGACUUUGUGUGCACACCCCAAAAGGACUACCAGCUGUGGCUCACUGGGGCUUCUGACUUGCAAGGCCUUUGGUGCAUGAGCAUCGAGCGUGACAUUGAGGAGAUUGUGACACUCACCGAGCAGAUAGGGAAUCUCUCUUUGAACAUCUCCGUGGUAGUCCAAGCCUCACCCCCUGCAACAUCCAGUGGUUCUUCUUUGACGCCGCCGGCUUCUACAUCUUCGGCUGCACAGCCUGCUGCUAUUCCCGAUUGGGCCUUACGCCCUGUUGACGACGAACCUUCUCAGGAAGUUCUUUCUUUGGCUCGGCAGCUGCGGUCUUCUGUGAACGGCUACGGCCCUAACGAGAGGAUUCGUCGCGCUUUCACUGCUGGGCUUGAGGCAGCUAGCAAGAUUCGAGGCGACCGGGGCUACUUCAGUGGAUCUCAGGUGGGUGGCCGCAAGAUCGUCUACGUGGUCCUUUUCGGCGCCGACGUCACCGAGCCCUUCAUCACAUCCGAUUUCGCUUACUACAGCCGCAUCGUGAAGAACGGUCCCGGUGGUUCUUGGGAUCCCAUUUCGGUGCCCUCCUACUUGGGCCAAUGGCGAACAGCGGAGGACCCAGCUGGGUACAGCAAGCUCUUUUUCAAGUUCGAAGAGACGAUUGCGCAUGCUUUCAUCGUGCGGGCCGUGGACUCCGGAUUCGUCAUUUGCGUCCCCCCCGCUGCCAUACCGGAGGAGACUUUGCAACAGGCCACUGCAGAGCAUUACGAAGGUUUGUUCGGGCCUUGGACUGCUACCACCAUACGGGCGAUGUCAUCUACCGGGCGCGAGCUGCAGCGCACUCUGCCCUGUUUGUUGGUCGACAUCAACGCGGCCGGCGUCGAUCACCUUUCCGAGGCGAUCCCCGAGUCCGAGCCGACCCCUUUUGGAACUCACCGUCUGCAGUCCGUGUGGCCCUCCGCGCGGGCCGCUGUGGUGGCUCUGGAGGCCUUUCUCAACGGCGACGAGCUGGUCUUGGAAGACUUCGAACGCCUCGAGGGCUACUACACUGCAGUCUCCGAAGCCGAGGCGAAGCUGGCUUCUCUCGACUCCGUGGACGAGCGCCUCAAGCAGCUGGAGGCGGGAUCUCGCGAUCCGCCCCCCGCCCACGCAGCAGUAGGUGGAAGGACCACUCCUGCAGAUGGCAUCCCGGCUUGGGCUCCGCAACUUUUCACGGAGGGUGCUCGAAGCGCUUUGGCUCCGGGGCAGGUGCAGAAGCUGUUGACUCUAGCAGGCCGUGGCCCCACGCAGUUGGGGGAUCUUCCCGGCCCGGAUCUGGGCUCCACUUCGCUGGCGCUGGGAGCUCGCGCCAAGGCCAAAACCACACCUCCUCAGCCAUCUGCCGCCGCGCUCGAGGAUGUCGAGGAGGUCGUCGACGAGCCCGAGGGUGCAGAGGUGGCAAGCGUUCGAGGAAUGGCUGCUCGGCAACUCUUGAAGGACCAGUUCCAGCGGAACCCCUUGGCGAUCCACACCAGCGUCAAGGAGCGCCUGGCGCAAGUGAGGAGGCGUUCUUCAGUGGCAGAGGUGGAGCCGAGGGACAUGUUCCUUCACUUCCAGGAGACCGUUCCGCUCGGCAACUUCAAGACCCUGACCUACUUAGCCUUCCUCAUGUGCGACAUGUGGGAAUCCAUCGAGCACGGUCGUUCCGAGGAGCUGAUGUCGCUGGUGGCUCUGGGGUUGGUCUUCUGCGAGCAAGUGGCUCACGAACAGGGCCAGACUCGUCUGGCUUGGCUCCUGACGUGUCGCGAGGACCCUCCUUUCUCACUGGUGGAAACCAGAAAAGCACCCCGAAGCGAAGUUCCCCACGGUGCGCUGUCGGAUCCUCGCUGGGCCAGCCACAAGAGGGAGUACCACCAAGAGGCCCAGGUCGCAGACGACCACCGAAGGCUAGCGGGCCGGCGCAAGGCGCGCUGGGUACUCCGGCUCCACCGCAACACCUGGGUCCGCCUCCUUGUGGCAGCGGGCAACUUUCUUGUGAGUGGCAGGCCUGAGAUCCCUACGCAUGCCAUGCAGCCCCCGAGCAGAGCUCAAGAGUCGAUGAUUGCUCAGUUUGAGCGGCACGUUGCAGCUUGGGUUCGCCUGGGCACCGGGCCCAGACGCGAACUAGACCGUGCAGUCCAGAAGUUUUCUAUUCUUGAGGAUCAGCUCAGCUAUUUGCGUGAACGCAGUCAUGCUCUUUUUGCGCAGUUUCAACCUUACAGCAAGGCUCGGGCGUCUCAAGCUGCGGAUUGUGAGACACAAGGACCGAAGAGCUCUUCUACGCCGCCUCGUCCACACACAAGUGGUGAGCGGCCCAAUCCCGCACCAAGGAUGCCCCCGCAGACGACUAGCCUCCGCAUUGAUCCCAAGCGUUUGGUGUUUGAAGCACCCCCGGCUUUUGAGGCAAGCAAAUACAUCACCGACCCUCUGCUGAAGAGUGCUUUCUAUGAUCCCCGGGUGCUCCUCAAGCCCGAAAGCCAGUGGCCCAAGACGAAGCUGGCUCGUGUGAUGGCAUCCAGAGAGGAACAGUUUGAGCUCUUCAGAAAGUGGGACGGGGUUCAGAGUUUACACUUACUGCCGGCAGCUUCAUCUGAAGCCAGAUACAGAUGCGGGCUUUUCGCUGUCUACAAAAGCGACGAGGUGGAUCGCCAGAUCUUGAAUCCUAUUCCGGAGAAUGCCAGGUGCUUCUCGAUUUCGGAUUCCACCUUGUCGCUGGCACAUGCCAGUCUCCUCGGUCAAAUUUUCAUCGCUUCGGACCAGAACCUAGUCAUUGGAUCAGAUGAUCUAAAGGACUUCUAUCAUGGGUUCGUGGUUUCGGAUAUUCAUGCUGGCAGAAACCACAUUCAUGGGGUCUUCAGGGGCUCUGAUUUUCGUGGCUUCAAUGCAUACAACCCUGAGCUUGAUGAUCAGCUGGUGGUGGGUUGUUUCCGGAGCCUGGCGAUGGGAACAAGCUAUGCCGUGGAAACGGCGCAGCAUGCGCACAGCGUACUUUUGCAGCGAGCCUCAUGCCUACGCAGUUCAGAUCAAGUUGCAUAUAAGUUUCCUUUUCCUAGAGGACCUGGAUUCGAGCUGUUGUGCAUCGACGAUCAUGCUUUCCUACUUUUGGUUUCGAAGGCAGAGGCCUCGCGAGCUCCCGACAUUAAUCGAGCUGAUCUUGCACUCUUUGCUCGCGCAGCUGAUAUGUAUCAUAAGGCGAAGCUACGUACCUCUACAAAGAAGGCUGUGCGCAAUUCCUACCACGCCACAGUCUUAGGCGGUGAGAUCGAUGGCAAGGUCGGCGAGAUAUCAGCCCCUAAGCUCAGGGUUACAGUGCUUUGUGCGCUCUCUUUUCAGCUUGCCGUGCUCGGUUUCGCGACGAAGGAGAUCCUGUCCAGCUUAGUUGGGUCAUGGGUGUAUGUGAUUAUGUUCAGGAGGCCUUUCAUGAGUCUGAUUGGUGAGCUAUACCACGAGCUUGCAAACCAUCAGGAUGGAGUUGUGUUUGCUUUAUCACAUGACUCUAGACAGGAGCUUCUCCUUUUGACAUUGUAUGCACCGUGUAUGACUACAGACCUUCGUGCAUAUCCUUUGGACCGGGUCUUUUGCACAGACGCUUCGUCGUACGCAGCCGGAGCCUGUGAGGCACAGUUGCCGCCUGAAGCUUGCUUGGAGCUCCUUCGUCACGCAGAUCACAAGGGAUAUCACACCCAGCUUAAGUUUCAGGUUUCUGCAUAUUUGGAACAGUUCAAUGCCAGUGAUUUUGCAGACGAUACCACCCCGUCCAUCCCUCGAGGGUUGACUGAAGGAGUAUUGUUUGAUGUCUGCGAAGUUUUUCGUGGCGAUUGUGAGCUCAGCAACCUGUUCCGAAGCAGAGGCUUCACAGUUCACCCUGGGUUCGAUCUCGCGGCUGGGCAGAGUGGUGACAUCAGUUUCCCCUACACCAUGUUGCACAUCAUAG
This is a messenger RNA of Symbiodinium necroappetens, 4308 nucleotides long. The record is from the annotation of a GenBank genome assembly. Lineage: Eukaryota; Dinophyceae; Suessiales; Symbiodiniaceae.